Molecule: messenger RNA, 1647 nt
Organism: Mucor velutinosus
Lineage: Eukaryota; Fungi; Mucoromycota; Mucoromycetes; Mucorales; Mucoraceae
Product: Transcription initiation factor IIF subunit beta
Exons: 2
Coding region: 1-1647 (548 amino acids)
Source: RefSeq, a predicted model, not a curated record
AUGGACACAUCUUCUCAACAACAAGGUGCUGGAGGAGCAGAUGGCUACGCCAACACAACAGCAGACAGUCAGCAGCAACAGGAAGAUUGCAGCAUUCUAUCGCCAACACUAGCGGAUAUAUUGAGCGACGAUCGCAUCCUGAGAUUCUAUCAAUGUGUCAAGGACAUCAAGACGCAAGGCUCUCCCAAGCAGACGGGCAGCAUGUUCUUUGCGCUCUGCCAUGCUCUCGGUGACACUGUGUCCUUUCUCAAAGUGCCAAACAUGUCCAAAAUCAUGUUUAGACAAGAGCAGCAAAUAUUUGCUGUCAAUGUAGCUGGUACGCAGCACGAUACCGUCAUCUUUCAGCAACAGCAUCAGUCCCAAGAUCAAUUACAACAAUCACAGCUUCAGCAUCAUCAACCACCUCAUCCACAACAACAGCAGCAAGAUGGCUCUUCUCUUGAGCCAAUGAAGAUGGCCGGUACCGCUGCCGGUAUCAUGCACGAUGUGGACAGCACCCAUUCCUCAAAUCUCUUCUCGGCUGCUGCUGCCGAUGGCUCGCCUCAACAUUUGCUCCAAGCGGCUCUGGCCUCGGUCACUGCUCCCCACGUAGAGCCUCGUCCUGCUCCUGCAGCCACCUCAAAGAGAAAGAACAAUGCUGAGAACAAGGAUGGUACAAAGAGAGCCAAGAAGGCCUCUCCUAGAGACAAGGAAUACGCCGUGAGACGCAACGAGGUGAUCCAGGACUUGCUCAAGGUUUCAGAAGCUGAUUUGAUGCACCAAGCAAAUAUUGUGGAAGGCGAGGUCAAACUGAUCAUUCAAGGCCACGAACGUUCAACCAAGUUUGGCAUGCUCCCUCCUAUUCAUCGCUUCUCAGCAUUCGCCAACUUGCUUGCCCAUUACGACUGUGAUUUCGCUCCUAAAAACGCUGGUGUUUACUACAACUACGAGUACUUUCAACUGUACCUGGCUUAUCGUGAUUUGGAGGCAGAAAGACAGCAACAGCAGCAAAUGGAGGGUGGCGAUCCCAGACCCAUUUUGGUCCAAUGCCGUAGUGAAAUCGAAAAGGUACUUGUGAAUACCAAUUGGGAAGCUAUCCGUCGUCGUCUGACCAUUGGCGAACGUAUCUGUCAAGUUUGUGGUGUCGUGGGUCGCGGUUUCUUGCUGUUGAGUAAGCAGGUAUCCGGCCGUAAAUUGCUGCAUAACUUCAAUACGGGUGAAUGGGGCGAAUUCAUGCGCGAAUUCCAAAAGCCUGAAAACCAGACAUUAUUACAGACAUUGCAAAACAAGUAUUCUCCAGAAAGAUUCUACGGUCCUCGUCAAGAAUUCGUUGCUGCUGAUGACACGAAUGAGAUGAUUGAAAGAAUGAUGAUCAAGCCUCCUUUGCAAAGUGCCGCCGCCUCCACAUCAGCUGCUGCAAUGCCAACAAUGGAUUCGGUUGUUGCAAGCUCAAGCAACGCUGCGACUUCCCCUGUGCCCACAGCCAUGCCUUCGGAAUCACCAUUAGUGGAUGCUGCUCUUUUAUCAGCGAAAUUAGAACAAGUCGAUCGUAGUGAAUCGCCUGACAAUGCUACUGUCGCUGCAUCCAUUGCUGCUGUGGUGGGCACACCUGUCACUGAAAAUGCAUCUGCAGUGGCAACCCCAAGCUCUACUGCUGCAGCAGAGUAA